AUGCCAGGAGAUCCUACAGAAUCAGAUUUCAUUUUCCCGAGAGAACAACGUGAGAAUCAACGAAGAGAUCCUAAGUCAUCGACCAAUGUGGACGAUGUCAGGAAUCGUUCCCGAUAUCCACCUGUCGUACAUCAUAAACCGGAUUCAGUCGCUACUCCAGUUAGUGAUAAUCGGGUCAAUCAAUCACGAGAUAACGCACAGGAUUUUAAACAAAAAAACAAACUUGCAGGUUCUGUUAGUUUACCUCGUAAACUGGAUAAUCAGAUACCAAAAUCACCAGAAGCACAUUUUGAACGUUCAGAAGUCUUGAAGAAUGCUUUUCACGCAGACGAAGAAUUAUCUCCAAGAAGAACACCCAGAGCAGCCUAUCCAAGCCAGAUUUUUGGUAUUGAGAAAAACACAAGGAAAGAUGUACGAGAUCUUUUGGAAUAUCUUGGCCACAAUCUCCCAAUCAUGAACAAACGUGGACCAAUGAGUGGUCAAUGUAUUCCUGAAACUGACCAGAUGGAAAAUUUUCUUCGGCAAAACUUUGAUUUUCGUAAUAUUGAGGGAAAAUACAUAGUUUCUGGUGUACGAGCAUUUGAAAUUCGUAUACCUGUUCAGAAAAUGAAUCCGACUACAAAAAUUUAUUUUCCUGAUAAGCAAUCCAAUGCAUUUGUUACAACCGUGGCUGAGAUUUUGAAGUGGCAAGGUUCUUUUGCCGUCUAUGCUGAUCGAACUAUCCAAGGAAUGGACAAAGAGUUUCUUUGCCAAGCUCUUCAGGGAAAAAGUAAGCAUGGUAACGAAGCUUUUUGUAUGAAAUUUGUCGUUCGUAUUUCUGAUUGUCCUAUCUUGAUGAAAUUCGAUGCACAGAUAUUAUCUCGUUCGCUGGACGACAAUUGGCCAAAUCUAAUCAAACUUGUUUCAGUCACAGGUAUUGACUUUGCUGGACGAGAACAUGAUGUCGAUGAUAUCACAACAUACAUCACCAAUUGGAAAGAAGUGUUUCAUCUCGAUAGAAGUACAGGCAUGCCAGCAGUAUUUCAUGGGAGAGAUUUUUAUCUAUUGAGAUCUCAUCCUCCCGUUCAACUUGACACUAGACGCGUAUUAGAUGAUCUUAUGAAAAUGGUAAGAACACGACUAAGAGCAUGCGACAUGGAAAGAGUAGAGAUUGUAGUUGAAACAGGUAUAGGUCUUGGUGUAUUCGCUGGCAAGCAUCUUGGAAUCGAUGAUCAAAUACGAAAACUCUCUGCCUAUGCCGCUCGAUACGUACUUCAAAAAGAAGGAUUUACGUUUACAAAUAUUCGUGCUAUUGUCUUCGCAUUGCCUAUCUUCUCCAAAGACACUAGUGGACGCCGGCUUCCAGAUACUUACGAUGAUUUUGUUAACGAAUUUAGAGCGAACAAUUAUUCUGGAUCUAUUCCUGUUCUUAUUGUUGAUCAAGAUAUGCAUGAAUUAACUUUUACUAUUGCUCGCCAAGGCUUUCGCGUUUCUCAACUUAAUCCAGCAGAUUCUCAUGGCGUGUUCGGUGAAUAUUGGCAAAAUCAUGGACCAGCAGUCGAAGAGAAACUCGCUUUAACAACACUUGGAUUACUUGUUCAACAUCAUCUCAUAAAUCCUUAUGUUCUUGAUCCAAAUAGAUAUAAACUAAUAUGA
This is a messenger RNA of Rotaria sp. Silwood1, 1635 nucleotides long. Lineage: Eukaryota; Metazoa; Rotifera; Eurotatoria; Philodinida; Philodinidae. The record is from the annotation of a GenBank genome assembly.